This is a messenger RNA of Sabethes cyaneus, 392 nucleotides long. RefSeq names its product small integral membrane protein 20. NCBI's taxonomy places the organism in Eukaryota, Metazoa, Arthropoda, Insecta, Diptera, Culicidae. The transcript is spliced from 3 exons. Gene Ontology annotation, biological process: mitochondrial respiratory chain complex IV assembly. The coding region runs from base 90 to 323 and encodes 77 amino acids. The record is from RefSeq and is a predicted model, not a curated record. Gene Ontology annotation, cellular component: mitochondrial inner membrane.
UCCACCGAUUGUGGUAUACUUUGCGUAACAUUCUAGCUUUAUUUCGCAAUUAAAUCACGAAUUUAACUGUGCUUAGUUGAGUGUUAAAAAUGGCUCCACCACCGGUGCUUAAGGGUCGCAAUUACGUGCUGUUCAUCGGGGGACUCGUUGGAUUGAUCGGAUUAGCCUGCUACCCAAUCAUCAUCGAUCCCUUGCUGAAUCCGGAGAAAUACAAAAAACUUCAACAGCAAAACCGUGCCGGAGUCAAGCAGGAGGAUGUGCAACCUGGCAACAUGCGAGUGUGGAGUGAUCCAUUCAAACCCAGGACGGAUCGACCUACUUAGAUUGUGCUAGCGAGCAUGGCACAACAUUUCAAGGAAGUAAUUUUUAGUCUUGUUUAUGUAAUUAUGAUA